UGAUUCAUUAAGUUCGCCAAACUUGACGAAAAUGAAAGUGCUUGCUAUCGUGCUCUUGGGUGUAAUUGCCUCCGCCUCGGCCGCCGUCUCGGCGUUCGAGAAGCCGGUGUUCUGGAAGGACGUGCCCGUGGGCAAGGCCUCGAUCGAGGGUCGCAUCACCAUGGGUUAUCCCGCUUCUGAGGGCAAGGUGCCCUACAUCGUGGGCCUGGGCUUCAGCCGGAACGGCGGCGGCACCUGGUGCGGCGGCUCGAUCAUCGGCAACAACUGGGUGAUGACCGCCAAGCACUGCACCGACGGCAUGGAGUCCGUGACCAUCUACUACGGAGCUCUGUGGCGCCUGCAGGCCCAGUACACCCACUGGGUGGGAAGCGGCGACUUCAUCGAGCACGGAUCCGGUGACAUCUCCCUCAUCCGCACCCCCCACGUCGACUUCUGGUCGCUGGUGAACAAGGUGGAGCUGCCCAGCUACAACGAUCGCUACAACAACUACCAGGGCUGGUGGGCCCUCGUUUCCGGAUGGGGCAAGACCUCGGACGACGUCGGCGUCUCCGAGUACCUGAACUGCGUGGACGUCCAGAUCGGCGAGAACUCCGUGUGCGAGAACUACUACGGCAGCUUCUCCGGCGACCUCAUCUGCAUCCCCACGCCCGAAAACAAGGGCACCUGCAGCGGCGACUCCGGCGGCCCACUGGUCCUCCACGACGGCAACCGCCAGGUGGGCAUCGUGUCCUUCGGCUCCUCCGCCGGCUGCUUGUCCAACGGUCCCAAGGGAAUGGUGCGCGUCACCAGCUACCUGGACUGGAUUCGCGACCACACUGGCAUCUCUUACUAACAAGUUUCUUAAUAAACUUUUGUGAAUUGAAUAUGUAA
Drosophila rhopaloa is the source of this 870-nucleotide messenger RNA. Its product is annotated as serine protease 1. The record is from RefSeq and is a predicted model, not a curated record. Gene Ontology annotation, molecular function: serine-type endopeptidase activity. The transcript has a single exon. Gene Ontology annotation, biological process: proteolysis. The coding region runs from base 32 to 832 and encodes 266 amino acids. NCBI's taxonomy places the organism in Eukaryota, Metazoa, Arthropoda, Insecta, Diptera, Drosophilidae.